Messenger RNA from Camelina sativa (false flax), 966 nucleotides. RefSeq names its product osmotin-like protein. NCBI's taxonomy places the organism in Eukaryota, Viridiplantae, Streptophyta, Magnoliopsida, Brassicales, Brassicaceae. The record is from RefSeq and is a predicted model, not a curated record.
UCGCAUUGUCACAUCUUUCACACAAAAAGAGUACCAAAAGCAAAAACACAAUGGCUAAAACCUCUCUUCCUCUCGCCGCCUCUUUCCUCCUCCUCAUCUCCUUCUCCUCCGCCGCAGACAGCGGCCGUCUCUUCCUCACCGUCGUCAACAACUGUCCCUUCACCGUCUGGCCAGCUAUUCAGCCCAACGCCGGCCACCCCGUCCUAGAGAAAGGUGGCUUCGCUCUCCCAACCUUCACUCACCGUUCCUUCUCCGCCCCAACUACACACUGGUCCGGUCGCAUCUGGGCUAGAACCGGUUGCGCCCACUACAACGGCAAGUUCUCCUGCGUCACCGGAGACUGCGGAAACCGCCUCGAAUGCAACGGUCUCGGCGGUGCAACACCAGCUUCUCUCGCUCAGUUCGACCUCCACCACGGUGGACACAAAGACUUCUCCUCUUACGGCGUCUCUCUCGUCGACGGCUACAACGUUCCGAUGACUGUGACUCCCCACGAAGGCCAUGGUGUCUGUCCCGUCGUUGGCUGUCGUGAAGAUCUUCUGAAAACGUGUCCGGGUCAUCUUCAGGUCCGGUCGCACGCUGGACACGUGGUGGCUUGUAAGAGUGGGUGUGAGGCUUUCCAUUCAGACGAGCUGUGUUGUCAAGGCCAUUACAAUAGUCCUAACACGUGUAAGGCUUCGAGCCAUUCGUUGUUCUUCAAACAUGCGUGUCCUUCGACUUUCACAUUUGCUCAUGAUAGUCCUUCGCUUAUGCAUGACUGUUCUUCUCCUAGAGAGCUCAAAGUCAUCUUCUGCCACUAGUUAUGUGUCUCUACUUUGUGAUAUUGUACCGAUCUAUCUUGCCUUCGUUUGGUUUUAUUACUUUGGUUCUGAUUGGUUUAGUUUGCGGUUUCCCGGUUCAGAUAUGUAGUCCCAACUAUGAAAUUAUGUACUCCCUCCGUUUUAAAAUAUAAGAUGUUUUAGAAAA